AUGGCCAACGCACCCUCCUCCACCCCGCCGCCGCAGCAGGAGCAACCCUCGCGCCCAGCUUCCUUCGGGGCAACAUGGCACGAGUCCGACGCUUCCUUCUUGCAGCCCGGAGCCGUUCCGCUUCCGAAGGUCCACCACGCAUGGGAGCGCCAGCCGCACUCACCCUUUAAGCGCAAUGGGAAGUACCGCAAGGUGUGGAAGCGCUACGAGCUGCGCUCUGAGCCCGAAACGCAGACAAGAGCCACAAACAUGGAGAGAAAAAGCCCAGUAAGGUCGCCGAGGAAGGUUGUCAAGAAGCGCGCCUUGGAUCCACCCGCCGAUCCGACUACGACACCUGGGAGGAGGGCCCCGAAGAGUAAUGCGUUUGCCCCGACGCGCUGGGAGACGCCGAGGAGACAUAGCGGCAGGAUUGCGUCUCGCAAGAUCGCUCAGCCGAUGUUUGCGAGAGGACCAAGCCCAGAAUUUGCCCGCAUAAAUGAUUCGACAUCUGCGACAAAGGAUAGCAGCAAGGAUAGUGGUGCUGCAGGAGAUGAGGGAGGGAGCUUCCAGAAGGACCAGCUGCUAGUCGACGUGCAAGACGAGCCAAUGACUGGAGCUCAAGAGGAUUCGGAAAAUAUUGCAGCCCCUGCUACAGAUGCGAAGCUGGAGGAUGAUACAGCUACGGAAGAUCAAACCGAAGAGUACCAACUGGAUACCGUCCAAUCGGAAGGCGUCCUCCAAAGCUCUGCUGUGGAAGAAGGAAAUGGGCCACGAACAGCUGAAGCGACAGAAGAGCAUGCUGCUACUGGACAGGAUGUUGAAGCUCCGGCUCUUCAUGGACCGCCAUCACCAUCACAGGAGGUUACGGAACCCAGGAUCCAACCUGAAUUUACGCAUGUGGCUGCUGUUGGCGAGAAUGUGAGCCCGGGUGCUGUCGAAUCUACCAACAAUCAGGAAGAGGAACAAGCAGACCAGAUGCAACCUGAGACGGACGUGAAUGCACACUCUGCGUCUCCCAUUCUGGACAAAAAGAGAGUAGACUUGGAGAGGGAGAGCGAACAUAUGCAAGAGCAAAGCGAGAGUGCGGAGGCUGUUGUGGAUGCUCUCUUGGAAGACCAAACGUUGCCCGAUUCCCCGGAGCCUAAGCUCUCUGAACCAUGUAUCCAGAGUGAUGCGGACAACGAACAAACAGAGGCAGCAGCCGCGCAGCCCGAGUCUGUUGGAGUUGAUGCAGCAUUUACAGGAACAGACAUCAAUCUGAUGCCACAGGACGUGAAGCAAUUGGGCGGUGAACUUCCUUCUAUUGGCAAUCCCCUACCAGAAGAGACCGCAAUCACGCAAGACGAUUACAACUUGAGCUUAGAGCAACAACUUCAAGCCGAUGCAGCCGAAGCUCUCGGGUCAGACUCCGCCUUAGAAGAGGACGAAGCUUCUCUAUCAGAGGGAGAAACGGAUGAGUCGGAGCAUCUGGACCAGGAUGGGUUCACGCUUACAGAUAUACCUGAAAGUGAGGACGAUUCGGCCAACAUACCGUCACCUUCUCUCUCAGCAGCAGAAUCUCCCAAGUUCUCCUCAAUCGCCGAUACUUUGACCCUCAACCUGCCUGACCGGACACCCCCAAAGAACAGGACCACCAAGGAAGUCACAGAAGAUCCCUCUUCACCAAUCGACGAAGACACUGCCUUCCUGAAGGACUUCCUAUCGCGCGCCGACGCAUCAAAGGCAAGCCGUGAGGCUGCUGCCACUCGACUUGAUACCAUGACCAAACGUCGAGACUCGGAUAUACUACGCCAGGCACUUGCAUCUCCUCGUAUGGCACUUGACAACACAGAUCUGAAUUCAUCCGACGCCACCAACACUGAGUCACCCUCACGGAAGGCCGAAGAGAAAGACAACGAUGAUGCAUCAAGCACCUCCGCUCUGGAUGGCGAGAAACGCAACUUUGGCGACCUGACUUCCGAUCUCACUCUCGAAGAACCCGCCGCAGAGUCACCGGCCCCAGCGAAGGCGACAUUAGUACCCAAAGCGCAAAGCAAUCGGCGUAGCUCUCGCGCGCGGCAGACGCGCCUUCCGACUACACCUUCCGGUCCUAACCGCAUUCAGUUUCGCGGAGCUAGCGGCGCUGAUACCGUCGUUAUCAAGAAGUCGGACGCGCAGGAACUGGCCGCCGUCACACGCACCAACACGAAGAAGAACAAAGGUAGCGCCCUCGCUGCGCCAAUCCGCCUGAACAAACUCAAGGCGGAGUUCCUUAAAGCGGGCACCGUUCCCGACGCGCCGGCCCCCGACGGGUCGCUACCAGUGUUCGCUGAUCCGGAGGUUGAGGUGUGGCAGGCAAGCAAACUCCGCUGGGACAGCCAACUCGCAUAUUUCCAAGAGCAAGACAACCUUGCAGGGCUCACAAGCUUGUCCGAUGAUGAGUCGGCUGAGCCCGCGGUGACCGGAGCAUCCUCUCAGGAGAAGAAGGAAGAGAACAGCAAGAAGAGAAAGGAUAAGAACGAAGACCCACCUUCUUCAACUCCCGCGCGGACGAGGCGCGUUAAAGGUUUGGGCGCCGGGAACGGCACCCCUGCGAGGGGUCUGCUGGCGCCGGUGAGCCUACUACCCGCGGAAGUACAGGCGGAGAAGGAAAAGAAUGACUCGAUGGGAGAAGAUGGUAAAGCGAAGAAGAGCAAAUGCGGGAAGAAAGUAUCCGCCUUACCUCCUCCUUCAUCCAUCAAAAGCGGCAGUGGUGUCACGAGGGGAGGGAAAAAAGCAGAUAAAACGGCGGCCAAGGAAGCACAGCCUACUCCUACCACUACUACCGAGACCGCCACGCCGUCGCAAGAAAGCAACAGCAAGAGCGACACCACGCAGCCCACUCCCGCUCCUCCUUCCCAGCUCCCCGCCCCCAUCGCCGCCUCCCGCCGCAGCCGCCUCCAAAUCCCGCGAAAGGUCAAGCUGCCCGUACCCGUGUCGUCUUCUUCUGCUGCAUCAUCAUCCACAGGCAUCCCUGCCGCACCUUCUCCCGCCCCCGCUGCUGCUGUCAAAACAACAUCGGCACCCGCACCUGCGACGCAGAACUCCACCACCACCACCCCGGGUAGACUCAUCGGCUCCACACCGCGGAAGAUGGCGGGCAUCGCGAAGCCUGCCUCGGUUGGAGACGCUGGCAACACUGCGACACAAGGGCUGAGCGCUGGACGUAGGAGGACUGCGACGGGUGCGGGCAGGAGGGGGUGA
Messenger RNA from Diplodia corticola, 3201 nucleotides. RefSeq lists its product as uncharacterized. Lineage: Eukaryota; Fungi; Ascomycota; Dothideomycetes; Botryosphaeriales; Botryosphaeriaceae. The record is from RefSeq and is a predicted model, not a curated record. Bases 1 to 3201 code for a protein of 1066 amino acids. The transcript has 2 exons.